GUCACAGUCAACAGGAGCACAAAGUCCUGCAGACAACAUGGAUUUCUCUCCAACAAAACUACACUUAAACCAGAGUCUUUCACCUCAAGAGUGUAACCCGCUACAGCAAUGGGGAUACCCUGAUUCUGAAGGCUACUGUAGCUUGUCUCCAGCCUCUUCCAUUGAUUCUUCUGGAUUUUCUCCUCCCUAUCAAUCCUGUGCCUUUGCUAAUGAGGCUUACAGCAGCAUUCAUACAGCUUUCACUCAGAUGGAAAAGCUGAAAAGCAAGCCACAAGAAAUUUCUACAAAGAAGGACCACAGGAAUCGGAAAGUUUAUGAUCGAGAGAGACACAGUGCCAGUGAGAGGGAGAAGAUGAGAAUGAGAAAUUUGUCCUCUGCUCUCCAGAACCUGAGAAGAUACUUGCCUCCAGCCGUAGCCCCAGUUGGCAAAACCUUAACAAAAAUUGAGAUUCUGCGUCUCACCAUCCGUUAUAUAUCCCACCUGUCUGAGGUUCUUGGCCUUGAUGAGGAGACCUUGAUCAAGAGAAGAGAGGAAGAAAUGAGAAGGUCCAACAUGUGCCAUAUUGGUCUGUGCUACUGCCACGACAGACAGCACUGCUCAGAAGCCAAGCCACACGCUUCAGAGACUGUAAACUCACCCUAUUUCUCCAGUUCUCCAAGAUUGUUUCCUGAGCAGAACAUCUCUGAAACACAACAGCAAGAAUUUCAACAGCCAGCCAGAUGGGCCACUGAAGGCAAAGCUUCAGAUCUGGGUGAUCACAUGAAAACUUUCUCCUCUUGUGCACUGGCAUCUCAACCCAUCCACAGCAUAGAGACAAAAGAUGACUUGACCAUAAUCUCGCCAAUUUCUCCAGACCAGGGAUUUUGUCAGAACUUCAUAGAUGACAUGUGGGAUGAACUGCAAGAGAAAGAUCUGUGGACAUCGUUCCAACCACCUGAAACACUUCAGCAUCUUGCUUAUUAAUCAUGUCCAACUUAUAUUGUACUUAUAUACUUAUUUAAUUAUAUUGUAUCUUUUCUUGUGCAAAAUAUCUAUUUAUUAAUAUAUACAUAUAUAAAGUUUAUAGUAUUUAACUGUACAGAGACAUUUAUGCAUCUGUAAAAUAUUACAUAUAAAUAUGAACUUAAAAGUUCAAACAUAUUUAUUUAAAAUGUUCUAUUAAUGUAUGUUGAGCUAUAUCGAUUCAUAUCAUAUUUAUGCCAUUGCCGUAUGUGUAUGCUUGGAUAUAUAAAACGGCAUUCCAUACCUCUACAGAAGUAGGUUUCAUUGAUUUUUAUGGUGGAAUUAUGCUCCUAUGCUUUACAUUUUCAAACAACAAGUACCAACUACAAAUCUCCACGUUUGUCUCAUGUAUAAUGGAGUAUUUACCCUUGCUCUUUAUAUGAGCAGCCUUCUGCCAUCUUGGAUUCAUAAACACUAUUAGUAGCAUCAUUAUCGUUGUAAAGCAGUUUAAAUUGCAUUAUUACAUAGUGUUUCUUUCUGUUCUGAAUCUAUUCAAAUGCUUACAUAUUUUCAUAUAUCUAUUUCUAUCCUCUUAUCUAUGUAUUGUUACAAUAUACUGUAUAUCUGUGAAAGUCUAUGGCAUUAAAUAUUCUGUCAUUUAAAAGAACCUUGGCUUCCUAGUACUUUGUGUGAAACAAUAGGUAAUGGCUGCAAAAUUAAAGCUCCCAAA
This is a messenger RNA of Xenopus laevis (African clawed frog), 1673 nucleotides long. RefSeq names its product mesoderm posterior homolog A S homeolog (gene mespa.S). Lineage: Eukaryota; Metazoa; Chordata; Amphibia; Anura; Pipidae. Gene Ontology annotation, biological process: heart morphogenesis; somite rostral/caudal axis specification; mesoderm formation. Gene Ontology annotation, molecular function: RNA polymerase II cis-regulatory region sequence-specific DNA binding; DNA-binding transcription factor activity, RNA polymerase II-specific; protein dimerization activity. Gene Ontology annotation, cellular component: nucleus. The record is from RefSeq and is marked provisional.